CACAGAAGAAGAACGGGCAGCGACUCUCCGCCAACAUGUCGCCUCUCAGGGCAGUCUUUGCCUUUGAUUUGAAAGAAUAAGCCUUGUUAUCUUGAAAAGCGCUCACUCCGCUAACUGGUCCACAGUAGAUGCGACACCAAAACAAUAUCGCGGUCCUGCAGAAUGUCCAAGAUCAGGCGGAAGGUGACAGUGGAGAAUUCAAAAACUAUAUCUGACAGCGGGAGUAGCAGCAGCACCACGACCAGCAGCACCACCAACCCCGCCGCCCCCUCUCGCAGGCCGAGCGUGUUUGAGAGACUUGGUCCCAGCACUGGGAGUAAUGCCGCUGAUAGUCACUGCAGAAAUUGGCUGAAGACUGGUACCUGCAGUUACGGCAACACUUGCCGCUACACACAUGGAACUCAGCCACGAAGCAAAGGAUUCACCUUCAGUCGCAGGACAACCGAGAGGCCCACAGGUGAUCUGCGGGAGAGGAUGAAGAAUAAAAGACAGGAUGUUGAACCGGAAAACUUGAAGCGAGACCUAGACGAGCCCACAUCCCCCGCAGUAAGACAGAGAGAUUCCUCUAGAGGGCGACACAGAGAAAAGGAGGACAUAAAGAUCACAAAGGAGCGUACCCCGGCCAGUGAAGAAGAGCCCGCAGAGUGGGAAACUAAUCGUGAAGAUUCUGAUAACGGCGACUACGACUACGAGUUAUCCCUCGAGAUGAAGCGGCAGAAAAUCCAGAGAGAACUGCUGAAACUGGAGCAGGAAAAUUUGGACAAGAGAGAAGAUACGGUCGUCAAGAAAGACGAAACCGCCACUAAAACCAGAAACACGGGUUUGCCGAAGGUCUCAGACGAGCUGUUAAGCUCCAAAGAGUCACCCACAUCCAGAAAGUCCAGCGGCUCCCCGAAGCACAAAAGUGGAGCCAAAGGGACAGGCUCUGGAAAGAAGGAGAAAAAGUCAUCAGUAGCCCUAGCUGUUUCAGAAACAACCAGACCGGCAAAAGCAAGCCACAGCAAGAAAAAGGGGCCCCGUACGCCAAGUCCUCCUCCUCCUGUCCCUCUGGAUAUUCCUGUGGUUGGGAAGAAGCACAAAGGCAAACACAAAAACAAGGAGAAGAUGGAGGAGAAGCAGAAGGAAGGGAAAGAUCGGGGCAGAGAUACAGAAAAACACAAAGAGAAGAAGGAGAAACGCAGGGAUCGGUCGGACAGUUCCCACAAGGCCAAGCGCGCACUAACUUCAGAGGAUCAUUCGGGCAGCGUGUCUUCUCCCUCCAGGGAUGCUUCGCCUCCAGCCAGGAAGAAAUCGGCCUCUCCCAAAGUUUCAUCCCAUAAAACCUCCCUGGCUUUCCCCUCACAAAGAUCUCCUUCCCCCCUACGCUACCAACGCAGCCCCACUCCUCCUCGACACCAUUCCCCCUCCUCCCACUCUGGCUCUUCUGCCCAUCGGCACUCCCCUUCCCCUCGACGGCGUCGCUCGUCUUCCGUCACCUACCACAGAAGCUCCACAACGCAGGUCACCGCCUCCUCACCUCCCCACUCACGUCGUUCUCGAUCGCCUCCCGGCUCUCACGGCACCUCCUCCCCACAUCGACGGUCCAACAGGUCAAGCCCCGCCCGGCACCGCUCCAGGGGCAGAGAGAGGAGCCGUGGGGACCGAGAAAGGACCCCGCCCACACAGGAGCGGAGACACGACCACAGAGAUGAGAGCCGCAGCAAACGAGAGAAGGACCGUGAUGAUCGUGACUACGACUCCGAAGUUCUCUCCUCCAGAGAUGAUCGGGAGACCAGAGAGACCCGCGAGCGACGGGACCCUCGUGAGCGUGGAAGGGAAGCUACCCGCGAUUCCCGUGAUAACCGAGACAUUAGGGAUGUGAAGGACUCCAGAGAAAGCAAGGCAGAGACCCGCUCUAGUCGAGAGUCAUUGGAACGCCGCGAACGGGACAAAGAGCGGGGUAGGGAAAAGGACAGGGAGAGGAGUGAGGCCUACAGGAAGGAGGAGAUAACUCCAGACGACAGGGCUUAUGGAAGAGGUCAUGGACGGGAUGAUGGAGGCAGAACUGAAGGGAGGACAGACAGCAAGAUGGACAGAGCUGAAAGGAACAGCAGAGGAAGGGGACGGGCCAAUGAAGCCUCGGAUAAAGUCUCAAACAGAAAUUCUCGUAGUUCCCAACUGGACAGCGGCUAUGACAACUGGGAGUCACGGAGCAGUGCGGUCCGGGACCGAAGCGUGGAAAGGAGCACCACCGAGAGAAGCUCUGACAAGGCUUCUGAGCGCGAUCGCUAUGAGAGCGACAGAAGAGAUCACGCUAGAGACUCCUCCUACGACAGGAGGGGAGGACAUGGAGAGCGGGAGCACAGAGACAACCGAGAGAGAGGUUCUCCAAACAGAUAUCAGAGGAGGUCUGAGGAGUCUGAGAGGGAGGAGCGGAGGACGGACCGAACAGAGGACAGACGGGACGACAGGGCUCGCGAGAGGGAGCGAGAAAGGGAGCGGGAGAGAGACCGGGAGAGGGAGAAAGAGAAGGAGAGGGAGAGAGAAAAGGAGCGAGAAAAGGAGAGGGAGGCAGAGAGGGAGAGGACAAGGGAAAGAGAGAGGGAGCGGGAAAGAGAACGGGAAAGGGAGAGAGAGGAACGAGAGCGCGAGAGAGAGCGAGAGGAGAGAGAAAGGGAGAGAGAGAGGGAAGAGCGGGAGAGAGAGAGGGAGAGGAAGGAAAGGGAGCGAGAGAGGGAGCAGAGGGAGAGGGAGAGGCAGCGGGAGUGGGAGGAGCGAGAGAGAGGUAGGGAGGAGAGGCGGGAGAGGAGAGAAGACAGCAGGGAUGACCGGACGGUUCGAGACGAUCGCAAGAUGAGUCGUAAGAGGCUCCGGGUGGAGAGCAGUCCGAGCCCUCAGCCCCUGCCUAAGCGGACCGUGCGGGACUUCAGCCCGGCAGACAGUGACGGCUACAAUAGCGGCGAGGACAAAAAUGGGGAUAAGCACCGUCUGCUAAGCCAAGUGGUGAGGCCUCAGGAUCGCUUGUCACGGUCGCCCCCACGGAGCGUUGCAUCUAGUGAAAAAGGUACUUACUGGAAAGAUGAGGAGCGCAGGGGAGCUGGGGACAAGCGGGAAGCGCGCAGCCGCCAUGACGAGCUGGAGACACGUGCAGAUCGAGGCAGAGAAGGCGAGAGACGUGGAGAGUACCUUACAGACGUGCCCUCAGACUCUCGCAGCAGAGGCCGUGACCAACGAGAAUCAACUCCACCACCUCCUCUUGCAGCCCUUCCUACUGGUGGCGAAGAUAGAGACACCACCGGUUCCCAGUCCCAUGAGGAAAACAAGAAGAAGACAAAGACACAGAGGAAGGGUUUGAAAAAAGGGCGCAAGGAUGAGGAGAUUGCUGGGAGCAAUACUGUGGCCCCCGUAGCAGAGCGGUUCAAUCCAGAGCCUCCAGCUAGCAUGUCAGCAGAUGUGCCUCCGCCUUUACACUCACCAAGAAAAGGAGUCAAGAAGAAGGGACAUGAACGCAAAAGGAAGAGGUCCUCAGGAGGGGAGUCUGAUGUGUCCGAGGAGGAGAAGCCUGUCCAACAGCCUCACAAUAAGAGGAAGAGAGGUCCUCGGACACCGCCGCCCUCAUUGAGGCCUGAUCGUCUUGGGGCUGCAACAAACACGGAGCGCUCCCCUCUUUCCAAAACAAACAAUUUCAGUGAUUGGUCCGACGAGGAGGAGUCGGAGCGAGGAGGUCUGGUGGACACGCUAGCACCUCCGCCUCCUGCUGAGAGGACUCCAUCCGAGCCUCUCAGGAGAGGCAGUGGCCACCGGAUGGGCAGAGACAGGGGCAGGGGUAAUGCACCACCCAUAGCCCCACUUUUAUCCCAAGACCCUCCAAUGCUCCUCCAAACUAUGACACCACAGCCGCUCAUGUCCCAGCCGCUUCUCCGGAAACCCCCACCAGAGCAGGCGCGCAGCAGCAGCAUGGGGAGCAACCAGAGCCGGGCGUCAUCUCGGCGUCCGCGAUCGCCUUCCAAUGAGUCAGCCCACCUGGAGGACCCUCAGGGUCCACGCGUGCGCCGCGGCAGGCUGCAGGGCUCCAACUCCCGGGACCGAGAAAGAGAAUGGGAGCGAGAGCGCGAGAGGCCGAUGGUAAAUGAUCCUCCUGGGGGCGAGAGGAAAUCCCGAAUCGAUCAGUUGAGGAGAGGAGAGCCCAGUCGCAGCACCUCCUCAGACCGCCAAGAUUCCCGUAGCCACAGCUCCAGACGCAGCUCUCCAGAUUCAGAGAGACAAGGCAGGUCCGGGUCGCGAGCCGGCUCCUAUGACAGUCGAGAGCGGGAGAGAGACAGGGAGCCUUUUGAGCGGGAGAGAGAAGGAGAUCGUAAGGACUUCCGCCCUCAGCAGAACCAGCAGCAGCCCCUGCACCUUCAACAGCCCGUUCAACCACAGAGAGACUGGGAGCCAGAACCGAGGGACUGGCAGAGCAGGGGGCGAGAACCCAUCCUUAUUCGUCCUGGUCGGGAACCACUCCUGAGAGGUGAGAGGGACAUCAGGGAUCGGGAACGCCUCCUCCCAGAGGGGCUCAUUCAGCAGCACGAACGGGAGCGAGAGAGAGAGAGGGAGCGGGACAGAGACAACCGGGGGGAAAGAGGCGUAGAUCGAGAAAGGGAGAGGGUGAUGAUGGAUCUUCCUCCACAUGGUGACCUGAGAGCUCCGGGGCGAGGAGACGCAAGAGGUGACAUGAGAGGAGAUGUGCGAGGUGAUUUGAUAAGGCAGGACAAGAGCGACUUUGAGCCUCUGCUCCCAAGAGAAGCCUUCAACCCGCCAGAACCAGAAAAGUCAAGUAACAGUCACCAUCUCGCUGGAGAUCAGCGUGAGCUGGAGAAGACUGAAAGCAUUGAUGGAGAGGAUGAUGGGAAAGAAGAUGAGCAGUCCAUCGCUUCGGUUGGAGAGGAGUAUGAACCCAUCAGUGAUGAUGAGCUAGAUGAAAUUCUGGCUGACAGCCAGAAAAAGGAGGAUCAGCAGGAAGAUGAGAAAAUUACAGGUCCCCUGGAUGUUAUUGACGUGGACUGGUCCAGCCUAAUGCCCAAACAGAAACAGGAGCCCCGGGCAGCGGGUGCGGCUUUGCUCCGCUUUACCCCAGGCGCCUUCCUGUUGAGGGCGGGCAUUUCAAAGCGCCUCGCAGGCCCUGAACUAUUAGAACAAGUCAAAGAGGUGUGCAAGUCGGAGCUGGAUAAUCCCAAAGACUCUGACAAGCUCUUUGAGCAUGACCUUGGAGCCCUGAACAUGGCUGCCCUGAACAGGCGGGUCGAGAGGGCCAGUUUACUGAGCAACCUCGGACCCUGCUGUAAGGCUUUAUGUGCUCGCAGGGACUUCGCCAUUCGCCGGCACCUGUUAAAAAACGAAAAAGGUCAAACCAAGCAGUACCCCACUACACCUGUGGUAGACAAUGAGCUUCUCCAGAUGAGCAUCCGGCUCUUCAGAAGGACCAUGGCCAGUCAGACCUCAGCCCCAGAGAGGUCUGAGAGUGGGUCGGCACCAGCAGCCGAAGUUGCUGAAACUGGUAGUAGCAAGCUGAGCACAGCACAAUCAGAGGUGUGUGUGUCCUGAAAGUCUUGACCCUUACCUUAUUCUCCCUCACCUUUCCUUACAUAAGAGUCCUUUUAGUCACAAGAGGGAGUCGAACUAAUUUGGCAAGAUGUGUGGGUUUUUAGUUAUGUUGGGAUGGAAUGAAACACAAUUGAUUUGGGCCAUGUGAAUAUGCUCUAGGAUCACCUGCUGAACAUUUGAGCCCAUGGAAGUAUACUUUGUAUUAGACACAUCUAAUUCAUGUUUUUGUGCUGUUUUAAAAAUGUUUUUUGAUUAACAGAUCUCCUGACUAACCAACUUCAAAUUGUUUGUUUGUUUUUUGUAUGUUGUGCAUUGGUUCCUAUAAAAGUGCAUUAAAAUGGUUAGAUCUUUGUUUUUUUUCCCCCCGGCUUCUUUGCUUUGUACAAAACCGACUGUUCUGCCGUGAAAAUAUGGAACAUUUCAUGUAUUUUCACUGUCCUACAUAUCUAAGGAGCAAAUUUGUUGAGUAAAUGUCCACACCAUGAGUACAUCCUGCAGAGACUUGAAUGAACUUAUUAAAAAGCACUGCCAAACUAUUCCUCAAGAGGUUGCAGUUUGUUUUAACCGUAAGUCUGUAUAAACAGCAUAAUGUGCUCAAUGUAACUGAUAUGAAUGGCUUGGUAGUGAUUCCCCGACAUGAACUGAAGAGAGUGCAGAGCACUAGCAGUCAAACACUGCCAUGUGGAGGUUCCUCGUCAACCCGCAGAAGGGGAAAGCCAGAAUAUUAGCAUGCUGCGUAGAGCAAAUUCAGUGGGGGAUGUGAAACGUGCAGGUUGUGCGUUCUGUCGCUGUUGGGACACCGUAGCAGCAGAAGAAGCCUUCGAUUGAGUGUGACUUUGCCCUUGCUCCACCUUUGUUUCAGGAAUUUGUGCCCCUGUCAUCAUGAAGAAAAGGACAAAUCUGGUUCUGAUAAAGAUGGCCUCCUGCCUGCACACAUGAACGCUACAAAACACUUUUUCUGUGUAAAGUAAAUUUUAAAGUGUACAAAUGA
Messenger RNA from Girardinichthys multiradiatus, 6553 nucleotides. RefSeq names its product zinc finger CCCH-type containing 13 (gene zc3h13). Gene Ontology annotation, cellular component: RNA N6-methyladenosine methyltransferase complex. The transcript is spliced from 20 exons. Lineage: Eukaryota; Metazoa; Chordata; Actinopteri; Cyprinodontiformes; Goodeidae. The coding region runs from base 163 to 5562 and encodes 1799 amino acids. The record is from RefSeq and is a predicted model, not a curated record. Gene Ontology annotation, molecular function: metal ion binding.